AUCACCCUUUGCACAGUACUGCUGUGGAUGCUUAUGGAGAGGAACAUUCACAAACCGAGGCACUUGGUCGUGUUUCAGCUUCACAAAGGAAAAAUACAGAAAGAAGUAAAAAAAUGCGUCGCUCAAAAACGCCUGACAGUGAUGUUCAAGGAUUCGACACAGCUGAUCCUGAGGAUGAACCCCCUAAGGACAAUGGGGCAAAAAAGAAGAUGCAGCCAUCAGAGAAGAACAUAUCAGAUCCUUCUGUGGAUAGCCCAUGUUCUGUACAGGUUUGGUGUCCCAGAGAGCUGAAGAGAUCUCCCACAGAUAUCACAGAACUGGAUGUUGUUCUGGCUGAAUUUGAGAAGAUAGCAGCAAAUUACAGACAAAGCAUAGAAUCACGUGUUUGCAGAAAAGCAAUCAGUGACUUCUGUUCUGCUUUCAAGGACCAAAUCACCGAUCUUAUAGUGGAAGUCCAGGAAUUAAAGAAUCUGAAGAAAAAAAAUGCCAAGGUAUUAACAGCCACUAAAAAGAAAAGGCAGCGACUGUUGCAACUCAGAGAAGAGCUAAUUGGAGCUGAAUCACAACUGAUAAAACUACAAAGAGAAUAUGCUGAGCUACAGGAAAGGAAAUCUUCCUUGAGGCAGGCAACUGAAUUAUUUACUGAUUUAAAGACGCUACAGCAAGACUGUUUGGACUAUAGAGAAGAGAACCCAAAAGAGAAAGUGGUAUAUGGAAUUUCCAGCCUACCUGCUCUUCUGGUGGAGUCACGGAGAAUUCUAGGAGCAGAAAGACACUUUCAGAAUAUUAAUACGAAACUGGAAGAAGCUCUGGCUGUACAAAGAGGGAAGUUAUCAAAGAAACUUUAA
Messenger RNA from Antrostomus carolinensis (chuck-will's-widow), 848 nucleotides. RefSeq names its product centromere protein U (gene CENPU). Lineage: Eukaryota; Metazoa; Chordata; Aves; Caprimulgiformes; Caprimulgidae. The annotation marks the transcript as partial. The transcript is spliced from 9 exons. The record is from RefSeq and is a predicted model, not a curated record. Gene Ontology annotation, cellular component: nucleus.